AUUCCGCGAAUCCAAAAUCGAUAAAUCGCUCCUAAAUAGUGCACUCGUAUAAUUCAAAGUUUCAUCAUGUACCCCGGUCAAGAUCUGGAAGAAAAGUACACCGAAAAUGAAAAAUUCAAUCUUAAGUCGUAUACGCUAAGAAAAAACGUCUUUGAGUUGUCCACGCUAUGCUGCCUCCUAAUUUUAUUCGCUCUUCAAAUUUGCUCCUUCUAUCAUAUUUACGCGCUGAAGAAUGAAAUGAAUGAAGUUUCAAGAAACAAUGAGAAACUCUCCAAAUUUGUAGCAGAUUUUUGGAAUAAAAGGGACAAGAGGUCAACCUACCUAAUAGACCAUGAUGUGCUCAUCGACACUACGACCCUCAGUGGAUUCUGCCGUGGCGUUCAAACCUGCACACGUAAGUUGAAGAAUGUAAUUGCAACCAUUAAAUGACACACAUGGUUCAAAGACCUUUAUAGGGACUGACGCUGACGGUGGAAUUUACGGGGCAAGUAAAAAACUGGAAUAGCGAAA
Messenger RNA from Coccinella septempunctata (seven-spotted ladybird), 510 nucleotides. RefSeq lists its product as uncharacterized. The transcript is spliced from 2 exons. The coding region runs from base 67 to 429 and encodes 120 amino acids. The record is from RefSeq and is a predicted model, not a curated record. Lineage: Eukaryota; Metazoa; Arthropoda; Insecta; Coleoptera; Coccinellidae.